Micropterus dolomieu (smallmouth bass) is the source of this 525-nucleotide messenger RNA. RefSeq names its product golgin subfamily A member 6-like protein 7. The record is from RefSeq and is a predicted model, not a curated record. NCBI's taxonomy places the organism in Eukaryota, Metazoa, Chordata, Actinopteri, Centrarchiformes, Centrarchidae. The coding region runs from base 1 to 525 and encodes 174 amino acids. The transcript has a single exon.
AUGCGCCAUAACGCUGAAACUGAAAAGAGAGAGAGAGAGCAGCUUGUGGCACAAAGUAAGGAAAUGGAGGAUUUGGAGGAGAAAAAGGCAAAACUUGAAGAAGAGUUACAGAAGAAAGAGGAAGAGCAGAAAGACUUGGAACAGGUGGUUAAUAUACUGAUGGAACAAAGCAGGGCACUACAAAACCAGAGGGAUCAGCUCCAACAUCAAAAGGAGGACAUGCAGAAAAACAUGGCAGAUAUUGAGAACAAGAUUCAGUCAGUGGAGAAGAUGGCAGAAAGUGACCGAGCUCAGGGAUACUACGAAAUGAAAAGUAUCACAUUAACGGCCAAAAGACAGCUGCAGGACAGAAAACAUGAAGAUAUAAAACUUCACUAUCAAACACACACACUACUGAACAAAACAAACAGUUUGUUAGAUGGAAUGACAGACAGGAAGAAGGAGGUGGAGAACCACAAGGAGAAAAUCAACGAGCAGCUGGAGGAGAUUCAGAGGAAACUUCAGACAACAAAGUCUAAGUUUUAG